AGUUGCGAAAUUCCAAAACAACCACAGUGAUUGAUAUUUUCGUUCAACUUUGUUAUAUUAAAAUAUAAUAAUAUUAAUAUUAUUACUAUUGACGUUUCAAGAGUUCAAAAUUUGUCUAGACUAUUAAAAAAAUAAUAUUAUAAAGCAGUUACAAAUCUAGAUAACUUUCCGAAUUUUAUUCCUUCAAGCACCACAAUGCAGAACAAAAUAGCCACAAUUAAAACUCAGAAUCCCCUGUUCGGUCAGUUGAUAAUCGGCCCGCCCGGGUCCGGGAAAACAAGCUACUGUAACAAGAUGAAACAAUUUCUGGAAAAGCUGGGUCGAAAAGUAACCGUUGUGAAUCUGGAUCCGGCAAACGAUAACAUGGAAUAUGACAGUAGUAUUGACAUCAUGCAGCUAAUCACCGUCGAGGAUGUAAUGGAACAGUUCAGCCUGGGACCAAAUGGAGCACUAAUGUACUGCAUGGAGUUUCUCGAGGCCAAUUUUGGCUGGCUGUUGGAACAGUUGAAAACGUCCCCCAGUCGCUACUUUAUCUUCGAUUGUCCCGGACAGGUCGAGCUUUACACUCAUCAUAACGCUGUGAGGAAUAUUUUUACACAGCUGGAAAGACUUGGAUAUCAUCUUUGUACGGUGCAUUUGGUUGAAUCUCAUCACUGUUCCGAACCGCACAAAUUCAUCUCCACACUGCUACUGUCACUGCAUACGAUGCUCCAGAUGGGACUGCCCCAUAUUAAUGUUCUUAGUAAGGCUGAUUUGCUAAAGGAGUAUGAAUCAAAGUUGGCAUUCAGUCUGGAUUACUACACCGAAGUACUGGAUCUGCAAUACUUACUGGAAUGUGUGGAUCAGUCUAUGCCGGGCCCACGAAACAAGUACAAAAAGUUGAAUGCGGCAAUUGUGUCAAUGGUGGAAGACUAUAGCUUGGUAUCUUUUCAUCUGCUAGACUCAAACAAGGACGAAAGUUUACUUAGGCUGAAGAAUGCUAUCGACAAAGCUAACGGGUACGUGUACGGUGCUGGGGAGGAGAAGAAUGUCAACACACUUCUCGCCUGUGCGGUGGGGGCUGAGACGCAAAAUGAACGGAUGGAAAGGGAUAUUGAUCCGUAUAUUGGCUAGAUAAUAAAUUGAAACUAUUUUA
Molecule: messenger RNA, 1135 nt
Organism: Topomyia yanbarensis
Lineage: Eukaryota; Metazoa; Arthropoda; Insecta; Diptera; Culicidae
Product: GPN-loop GTPase 2
Exons: 1
Coding region: 196-1113 (305 amino acids)
Cellular component (GO): cytoplasm
Molecular function (GO): GTPase activity
Source: RefSeq, a predicted model, not a curated record